AUGUGCUGCAGUGGAAAAUGCUGGCUAAUAGCGGGAUCUAUUAUCGGGGCGCUGCUGGCUAUUCUUGGAGGGGUCUUAAUACCUGUUGGAGAUAUUAUUAUUAAAGAUCAAAUAGACACGGAGGCUGUUAUUGAAGAAGGAACCAUUGCCUAUGAUAAUUGGAUAGUGCCCGGAAGUCCUGUGUAUCGGCAGUUUUGGAUAUUUAAUGUUUCAAAUCCAGAUGAAAUCAUAAACGGAGGAAAACCUAAAUUACAGCAACAAGGACCAUACACAUACUUGGUCCGUCACUUACCAAAGACUAAUGUGACACAGAACAAUAACAGCACAGUGACUUAUUAUCUGCCAAAUAACGCCAUAUUUCAGAGACAUAUGUCUAUUGGAUCUGAUGACGAUAAAUAUACAGUUCUAAAUCUUGGCGUUGCUGCUGCUCCUGCUCUGCUUCCAAAUAUUUUACUGGGAUUGGUGGAUACUGCAGUUAAACGAUCAAAUUCUUCAUUGUUUCAAAUAAGAAGUGUCCAUGAGGUCCUGUGGGGCUACAAAGAUCCCUUCUUGGAACAAUUACCAAUAGCAGAAAAAACAACUGGCGUAUUCUACCCGUACAACGGAACUUAUGACGGCCCAUAUGUCGUGUUUAAUGGAAAGGAUGACAUCAGUAAAGUUAACAAAAUUACCAAAUACAAAGGAGAAAGCACCCUCUCUUAUUGGAAAGAUGACUACUGUGAUAUGAUAAAUGGUACAGAUGCAGCUUCAUUUCCUCCAUUUGUGAACAACAAAGUUCCUCUAUAUUUCUUUUCAUCAGAAAUUUGCAGAUCUAUAUUCGGUGACUUUGAAAAAGAACAUAAGUUGAGAGGAAUUAAAGUAAAUAGAUUUGUAGUGCCAAAACGAGCUUUUGCCUCCCCAGUUGAAAAUCCAGACAACCACUGUUACUGCAGAGAUAUAGAUAUUUCUAGAAACUGUACAGCUGCCGGUGUGCUGGAUCUUCGACCCUGCCAAGGUGGAAAGCCCAUCUUCCUUUCAUCACCUCAUUUUCUGGAUGCCAGUAAAGAGAUUUUGGACACUCUUGAAGGUUUGAGUCCUAAUCAACAUGAGCACGAGACUUUUGUAGAUGUGGAACCAACUACAGGCUUUACUAUGCAUUUCGCUAAGAGAUUGCAGGUGAACGUUUACUUUAACAAGACAAGUAAAAUAGAGAUUUUAUCAAAACUUCAGUCAGAAUUUAUUUUUCCUGUCGUGUGGUUAAAUGAGACUGCCAUGAUUGGUGAAGAUUCAGCAAAUAUAUUUAAAUCCAGCGUAACUACCCCAUUGACUGCAUUAGGGAUCGUACAGAUCUUGCUUCUUUGCCUUGGGUGUGUUAUAUUCCUUGCCUGCUCCAUAACACUUAUUGUCAGAAGCUGUGGAGGAAAGUGA
Messenger RNA from Bufo gargarizans (Asiatic toad), 1407 nucleotides. It is a transcript of the gene CD36, whose product is annotated as CD36 molecule. Gene Ontology annotation, molecular function: low-density lipoprotein particle binding; low-density lipoprotein particle receptor activity; scavenger receptor activity. Gene Ontology annotation, biological process: low-density lipoprotein particle clearance; lipoprotein transport; lipid storage. Lineage: Eukaryota; Metazoa; Chordata; Amphibia; Anura; Bufonidae. Gene Ontology annotation, cellular component: caveola; cell surface; cytoplasm. The transcript has 12 exons. The record is from RefSeq and is a predicted model, not a curated record. The coding region runs from base 1 to 1407 and encodes 468 amino acids.